This is a messenger RNA of Notechis scutatus (mainland tiger snake), 996 nucleotides long. The record is from RefSeq and is a predicted model, not a curated record. NCBI's taxonomy places the organism in Eukaryota, Metazoa, Chordata, Lepidosauria, Squamata, Elapidae.
UCCCGGUGACGAGAGCCGGUGGUUUUAUAGCUCAUGACUCAUCUCGCGGGCUGGUUGACGGGCGCAGAGCUGGGGCCGUGUUAUUCCAGGAGAUUGCAAAAUCAUAACAGGAAUGUCGUGGCGAGUCCACGGCUCAACGAUGCAAAUCCCCAGGAAGCCAUUUGAGCCGGAGAGCGUGAAGCACGCCACACGGGGAUGGCCGAGCGAUGAAGAGGCCUCGGGCACCGCAGGCAGAAGGGACACGGGUAGCGCUGGAGUCCCGGGGAGGACAGGCCUGGGAGCAACAGCAGCAGCAGCAGCAGCAGCACCAGCAGCAACAGAUGCCCCGGAAUAAUCAAGAAGAGAAAGAGGAAAAAGAGAAAGAUGCAGAGAAGGAAGAGGAGAAGCCAGAAUCUGAAAACGACAAAGAGGAACUGACAAAGGAGAAGAACGAGGAUACCUCUGGCGAGGACAACGACGAGAAGGAAGCUGUCACCUCCAAAGGGCGCAAGACGGCUAAUAGCCAGGGCUGGCGGAAAGGGCGCAUCACUCGAUCGAUGGCCAACGAGGCCAACCAUGAGGAAGUGGCGGCGCCCCAGCAGAAUUCUGAGCUAGCUUCUCUGGAGAUGAACGAAAGUUCUCGCUGGACCGAGGAGGAGAUGGAAACGGCCAAGAAAGGUCUCCUUGAACAUGGACGCAACUGGUCCGCCAUUGCCCGCAUGGUGGGGUCGAAGAGCGUCUCGCAGUGCAAAAACUUCUACUUCAACUACAAGAAAAGGCAAAACCUGGAUGAGAUCCUGCAGCAGCACAAAUUGAAAAUGGAGAGAGAAAGGAACUCUCGGAGAAAGAAGAAAAAGAGCUCUGCGAUCCAAAACGAGGAGAGAACUUUCCCCCCGGUGACCGAGGACGAAGAGAUGGGCCAGGAUGGGUCGGGCACCAGCGGCAACGAGGAAGAGAUGGCCGAGGAGGUCGAAGCAGAAGGUGAGGUGUUUCUCCAGGAUGAGGCUGAAUAUCUUG